CACUGUCUAACUUAUACACACGUAUAUAUACGCCCUCGUCCUGUAAUAGGUAGGUAAUCUUGCUGAUUUAACGAUCAAACCAGACUUCUAUUCAUUAAUAAAUACUUCUUUUCUUCCAAGUUCAAUCUUAAAAUAACUACCUAAAAUACCAAAUCUCCAGAUUUCAUAAUGGACAACCCAUACCUUCAACAAAUCCCACAAUCAGGGAUACACACCAUGCCUGACCAGCCUCAGUUUUCGGAUGACGAAAAAAAGCGUUACUCGGAAUGGGCCACACCGCUCACGCGUGUCGCGAUGGGCCUUGCACACUUGUUACCGGAAGUCGACGGCGCAGCGCUUGUCGAGUUCAUCGAAUUUCCAAAGAUAUGGCUGGCUUUAUCUAAGUUUAAAAGUGAAUACUGGUCACUCUCCGAAUAUGACGACCCGCACCGGUUUAUCAGCAGCUAUGAUCUUAGGAAAGCCGCGGUUAGCUUCCAACUUUCUCCCGUAGUCGACUCCCCGGAUGUCAAACUCAGAAGCCUACGCCCAACGCUAGCGCACCAUCAUAUCGCGAACUUCAUGCGAGAAGUAUUCGCUUGGACCGUACUGGAGAGAGCCGAUUUGGCGAUUCGGCGGUAUUUACUGCCAGGGCGUAAAUACCAACUUCCUAUUCUAAUUGGUACGCUUGCGGCUUAUUUAUUUGUUUCCGCCAACAAUCCUAUGUAUGGAAACCUCGUAGAGGGGCCCUCCGGCUCAUCGUCACAGAGGCAAAAGCUGCCGGUGUAUCCGGAAUGGCGGGCCCGUCACAAUCCCAACGACCCGGAAGCUUCUCGGCGUCUCCUAUACUUAUUUCAUGAGAGUCGCGAUCGUCAUCGCGUACGGCAGGAGUAUAGUGAGGCUGGGUGGUUGGAGAUCGUGAUGCGACGAUUGGAGCCAGAAUUCUUACGUAUUCAAAACAGAGAAGAAGAAAAAGAAAACUACGCAGACCGUAGGAAGGUGAGUCAGAGUGAUGUUGACGACUUUCUUAACACCUUCACCUAGGCUCCCGUAUUCAUGGGCAUACCUUCGAUCUAUUAAUACAUACACAUCUCUCCCACGCCGCCGAGAGAAAUAAUACAUAUCAUACCUAUUUAGGACUUGAC
This is a messenger RNA of Daldinia vernicosa, 1121 nucleotides long. RefSeq lists its product as uncharacterized. The record is from RefSeq and is a predicted model, not a curated record. NCBI's taxonomy places the organism in Eukaryota, Fungi, Ascomycota, Sordariomycetes, Xylariales, Hypoxylaceae. The transcript has a single exon. Bases 169 to 1020 code for a protein of 283 amino acids.